GGUGUCAAAUAUUUGAAUCCUUUUGUAAUACCAGGUGCUCUGAAAGAUUUAGAUUCGCCGUAUUGAUGUGAUAUGCCAUUAUGAAUUGAGUAUUUCGUUUAUUUUACAUGGAUUCAUGUCUGAACUACUUGCUGCGCGAGUAAUAUAACAUUGCUCCUGCCUUUGUAUACUUUCCCAGGUCACUUCAUAUAUCUAAAGUGGCUACUGAUUAAACAACACAGUCGUCAUGCCUUGGGAUAUGAAACAGAAACAUGUAGCAUGAAGAAAGAGAAGGAUCUCAGUUGUAUGGUUUUAGCAUCAAUUUAGAGGAUUAUUGAGCAAAAGAUGAAUUUGGAAAAUCAAAAGAUAGAACCUGUGACCGAGUUAGGACUUGCUUUGGACUAUUCAAGUCAGUGCAAUCAGAGAAUAUCAAAUGAUGAUCCAAGUGCAGGUGCAAAUGCAGGAUCAAGUGGGUGCAUGACAUUUGUGGCUGCGAAUCCCUUAUCUGAGCUGGUUUGUUCUCCGCACGGAGGGUUAAGUUUAAAAUGUGCCGACUGCAGCUUCAUAGAAAGGAAACCCUCCCCUAUAUGGGGUGCAGGGUCGAGAUUUGCAUCAGAAAAUGUUGAUCCAAUGGUUGAUGUGAAUGCUGAGGCUGAUGCGCCUGUCUCACACAGAAAUCUUGAAACCAGAGGCUCAAGAUAUGGCGAGCCAGAGGAUUGUUGUGGCUUCGUUGGGCAAAGGGCUGAAAUAACAACGAGCAAGGAAAAUGCCUUUUCAAAUGUCCCCGGUCAGGUUAGUGGUAAAAAUGGAAAUCCUCCAGAUAAUGAAGUUUCUCCUGGAGAUCCUGCCUUUGGAGGGCAAGAUGUCGCUAUGAACUAUGAGCAAUUGGCAAUGGGAGUUACAAUGGUGUCAGAAGUUCUCCCACUGAAUGAACAGAGAGCUUCUGCUACUCCAGCUUUCUCUCCAGGCGGAGAGGAUGACAAACUAGCUUCACUUUUAAGAGAGGAAAGCAAGAAAACCAGUAACCCAAGUCUUCCAUUAUUGGAGAAACUAGAAUCAACAGCUGAGAAUGACAUAAGAACUCUUAAUAGUGAGAACAUCUGCCAUGCAGCAGUUGAUGCUGUAGCCUCAGAAUCUUCCUCAGAAGUCAAAAGCAUCUCUAUGCAUGAUGCUGAUAUCCAACACGAAGGCAAACUUGUUUCUAGUAACAGAAGAAUCUGCGGAAGUCAUAAGAAAGCUAAAGAAAAGGCAUUAUCUGAUGGAGAUGCUAGUGGACGAUUACUAAAAGAGGAUGACAACAGCCAUGAGAGUGUUGAAAGCUGUAACAGUGCAGGCUUAUUUUCAGUUGGAAGAAAGAGAGGGAGUGUUGAAGCGCAUCUGAUUGGUGGAAAUAAGCGAGCUAGGUAUGUUCAAAACCAAAGUGCGUCAAGCUCUUUUGCUGGACAAGACAGCUCCUUCAUGAAUUGGAUAUCAAACGUGCUGAAGGGCCUGUCAAAAACAAAUCAAGAUGUGGCAGGCUCUCUCUCACCUGCUCUCACUGGUCCUAGUUCUGGAAAUGAGCAUCUGGAUGGUUCAUUUGUAGCUGGCGGCCAAAACCUGGAUGCUAAUAGUGGGAAUAUGGGUUUUAAGUCCAUUUUUCAAUCAAUCUACUGUCCGAAUAAAACUGCUCAAGAAUCGAGAACACUUCUGCUUCCUAGUCAAGCGGGAGAAGGAUCUACAAAAAUUGAGCCGGCUAACAGGAUAUGUGCUAAAGAUGUGCAUCCAUUAGCAUGUCUAGCAGAGAACAACAACCCAAGCAAGAAGCUGCUGCUGCAAUGCAGGAUGAUGGAUGAAUCUACUCCUGAAAUUGGAGCAGGUGGUCCAAAUAUUACUCGGGUUUUAGAUGCAAGAUUUGCUGUCUCUCAGGAGAAUUGUGAAAAUCACUCCACAAAGAAUAAGAAUCUCGACAACUUGGAUAACGGAAGUUAUAAGAACUCAAAAAAUUCAUCCAACUCUUCUUUGGGGGAAAUAAACUCAAUAAAAGCAGGUAAGGAUCAUUCUUCUUCUUCAGUAGAGAAGAUUAGUAAUCUUGGCAGCAGAAAUGAUCCUCUAGGAAGCUUGUGGAUAACUCGUUUUUCAUCAAGGACCUCUUGCUCUAUACAAAAGCAGGAUCUCUGUGUCCAGAGUAUGGGUGGAACAACCGAGGAUUCGGGGAAUCUCAUAAGAAUUACAGCUUAG
Molecule: messenger RNA, 2196 nt
Organism: Syzygium oleosum
Lineage: Eukaryota; Viridiplantae; Streptophyta; Magnoliopsida; Myrtales; Myrtaceae
Exons: 3
Coding region: 325-2196 (623 amino acids)
Source: RefSeq, a predicted model, not a curated record